AUGGAGUAUCCCGAGAGGCCGCCGCCUGCGUGGAGCAUGGACAUUCACGGUGUCCAGACGCAUGAGCACCAUGCUAGCAGCGAGCUGUUGCUCCCGGCAGCCACCGGGCACGAGAUGAAUGCCGACUCCCCCGAUGCGGUGGAGGGAGGAGACGGUGACCUCAGCGCUCCCAUCGUGUAUUCCUCUUUAUUGCUGGGAAUGAUGACCGUUUUCAAGAACGGGAACGGCGACGGCAAAGCUAGGCAGCCUUCAACACGGGAGAACUCUGCCCCGAAGAACAUCGAAGAAGCUCGAGUUUUGUGGGACGAGCGGGACAAAAGGCUGCUGGAAACAAUUGCCAGGUCGGUGGGGGUGGCUGCUGUCCUCGACCAAAAGCAGAGGUGGGCGGCUGUGAUGCAAGUCGAGCCGCUGAGGAAGGUUGUGGCGGAGUCUCUCCACCAGGUAAAGAAUCCCAUGACGGCGUUGAGGACGUUCGGCAAGUUGCUGCUCAGAAGGCUACCCCAGGACGACACGCUUAAUCGAGAGCUGGCGAAGGACAUUAUUCUGCAGUCUGACCGCCUCGUGGACAUACUUCUGCCAGUAGACGCGGUGCUCGGCCUGCUAGCCACGGCCGUCGAGCGAGAGCGAGAGGUGCAGAUGUCAGGCAUGGUGGACCCACAUGCGGCCCAGAGGGAGGAUUUCGCAGCCACCUCCGCUGCCGCCGCAGCAGCAGCAGCAGCAGCUGCAUCUUCCGCUGUGGAUAGCACCGUCGACGGGGUGCAGGACGCUCUGCUGUCGCCACCAUCGCCGACCGGGAUGGAGGAAACAAUGGCAUACGAGAUGAUGCCGUUCGGGCUUCUCUCCGUGGAAGACGUCAUCCAGCCGGUUACCAGGGCGGCGCAAGCGGCCGCCAAGGAAAGGUGCGGCGGAAUAUCAAAAGGCAGCUAGAAGCAACCGAAACAGCGAUGUGGUGGUGGUGGUGAUGGUACCUUUCGUAGAGGUGCUAGGGAGCCAGCCCUAGGAGCGCAAGCAAGGUUGUCCGGCCUACAUCAUACCAGGUGCCAAUUUCGGAUUAGGACACCCUUGCGUAAAAUCUUACCAGGGCCCUGUCCCACGUUCAACUCGGGUGUCCUUCCCGUUGGCGAGGUAUCGGGUGUGGGAAGUUUGUCCGUACCCUCCGUGUAUUACGUCGCAUGAUUGCACGUAUGUACGUGUGCUACUGAUGGCGCGGUAUGCGCCCCUGCCAUUAAUUGUGCGCGUCACGCUGCACAACGUUGUCGUGUUCGCCGCGCGCUCGUGGCUGCGGUGACACAUCGGGUGUGACUUUGUUAUUGUACAGUUAGCGCCCGCACUUAAACAAGUUGGCAGUUAACCACUUAAUGCUCACUAGUUAGGGGUGUCAAAGCGGCGGAAUUUGGGGCCAAAAAAACGUCCGGUCCAUUCGGCAAAAUUUGAGGGGGGCACGCGGAUUGGGGUCUUGUUUUGGUUCUUGAGAAUCCCGCUGUUGAUACUGAAUAAACUAUACAUCAUGUCAAUUUGUUUGUGCAGGCAGCUCUGCGUCCAGACAGCAGCGUUGCUCUUCCUGCGUUACACACACCUGGACACAGGUCCAAUAGAGGUGACUGUAGGGUAGGUUUUCUCUUAAUGUUAAAGGGCGGAUGAACAACACCAAAAAAUAUGUUUUUUUGGGCUCUUUGCUCCACGCCCAAGGCGACCUUUGCUCCUCUCGUGGAAGUGACCCUACAACUCUCUACCUUGGGCUUACAGCUUUACCACACAACAAACCGCAUCCGAAUCGCAUCAGCCAACCACGAGAUCUACAUGUCUGAAAACGGCCCCUCCAGNGGUAGGUUUUCUCUUAAUGUUAAAGGGCGGAUGAACAACACCAAAAAAUAUGUUUUUUUGGGCUCUUUGCUCCACGCCCAAGGCGACCUUUGCUCCUCUCGUGGAAGUGACCCUACAACUCUCUACCUUGGGCUUACAGCUUUACCACACAACAAACCGCAUCCGAAUCGCAUCAGCCAACCACGAGAUCUACAUGUCUGAAAACGGCCCCUCCAGUGGGGCUGCAGCGCCCACACCAGCAGACCCUCCCAAAAAAAAAAAUCGAGGUCCGCGCCGUUCGGCAGCAGGAGGCGCGCUGCGCGAAAGCUGAAUCAAAACAAAACGAAGUUUGAAGAGAGGACGGGGCAGUGUAUGGUUGCCGCGUCGGCAGAAGAUAGCACGCGGUGCGCUAUCAAACGCGGCAGCCUCGCCGUCGUAGAGAGAACGCCGGAGGAAACGAAGGAGGAGUUGGUCAAAAGUAAGAAAAUUGUGGAAGAGAGCCAGGCUCAACCUCGCUGCCGCCGCCGCCGCCGCUGCUGCUGCUGCUGCUGUUUUUUUCAGCAGCAGCAGCGGCGGCGGCAGGUGUCUGCGUGGCUUCACCGCCCGGCUGCUGCUCGGGUGUGUCAUGAGGCAUGUGUUCUAGAGUGGGACCGCGCAAAAGUGUUGUGCUGUGCCCCAUAGCAGGGCGCAAAGCACACAGGCGAGCUGCGCCCUCGCGCGUGUGCGUCAGAGGGUCUUUUCGGGAGGUUCCGACGGUUCCGUGCAAUUUCAUUCGUUGGUCGAUUU
Ectocarpus sp. CCAP 1310/34 is the source of this 2589-nucleotide messenger RNA. The record is from the annotation of a GenBank genome assembly. Lineage: Eukaryota; Phaeophyceae; Ectocarpales; Ectocarpaceae.